UUCUCCGUCGAUGGCCUGGUCGCCGUCAUCACCGGCGGCGGCACCGGCAUCGGCCGCAUGAUGGCGCACGCUCUCGCCCUCAACGGCGCUCAAAAAGUGUACAUCCUCGGCCGACGAACCGACCAACUCGACUCCUGUGCCUCCGCCUCCCCAUCCAUCAUCCGACCGAUAGAAUGCGACGUAACAUCCAAGUCCUCCCUCGAGGACGCCGCCGACAUCGUCAUGUCCGAAGUGGGGUAUAUCAACUUUCUCGCCUGUAACGCUGGCACGGGGGGACCGCGCUCAUUCACCCUCCCGUCGACGGGGGCAUCGAUAACGGAAUUUGCGAAAGCGCAGUGGGAGGUUGAUAUGGAUGAGUACGUGGAUACGUUUCGGGUCAACACGGCAGCGGUGUGGUAUACGGCGAUGGCAUUUUUAGAGCUUCUCGAUGCGGGUAAUAAGAAGGGGAAUGUGAGUUGGUCCAGCCAGAUCGUCGCGACGAGCAGUGUGGCUGCGUUUAAUCGGGCGACACCGGGAAAUUGGGCGUACGCGCAGAGUAAAGCCGGUGUGACACAUAUGAUGAAGCAAUUGGCGACGGGGCUGGUUCCGUAUGGAAUUCGGGCGAAUUCGAUAGCGCCGGGAGUGUUUCCUUCUGAAUUGUCAGCAGCCAUGGUCGCGAGAGGACCACCGUCGAGGGAACAAUUCCCGGCUGAGCGAUUCGGCGAUGAAGAGGACAUGUCCGGGGUGAUUCUGUUCAUGGCCAGUCGAGCAGGGGCGUAUAUGAAUGGGAAUGUCGUCUUGGUGGAUGGAGGGAGUCUGUCUGUCAUGCCAGCCACAUAUUAGGUGAUAGCUCAAUGGUAAAAUGAUGGAUAUGCAGCAAAAAGGGGGAUCUAAUUAUAUUCGCUGGCACAGUGGAGACAGACAGCCUUACAGCCACUCCAAUCGAGUCAAGAAUACCGAAGCCAUCAAAGAAACAGUCUAUCGUGCAUUCUGAUUGGCGGAUGCAAUGGGGGCCGUGACUCCGCCCUGAUGAUCUACAUUGGAUGCACCACACAACAGCUUCAUCUUCUCAAGGAUUCAG
Aspergillus wentii DTO 134E9 is the source of this 1060-nucleotide messenger RNA. RefSeq names its product SDR family NAD(P)-dependent oxidoreductase. NCBI's taxonomy places the organism in Eukaryota, Fungi, Ascomycota, Eurotiomycetes, Eurotiales, Aspergillaceae. The record is from RefSeq and is a predicted model, not a curated record. The coding region runs from base 58 to 822 and encodes 254 amino acids. Gene Ontology annotation, molecular function: oxidoreductase activity. The transcript is spliced from 3 exons.